GAACAUAUCGGGAGUCGAUAUGUCACCAAUAUUAGUUAUUAAAAAUCAUACGCCUAUCGGGCUAAUUGAUAGGCCUAUCGGAAAUCCUGACACAGAUCAAAUGAAGCCAUAUCAGGAAUAUGCUUGCUAG
This is a messenger RNA of Ambispora leptoticha, 130 nucleotides long. NCBI's taxonomy places the organism in Eukaryota, Fungi, Glomeromycota, Glomeromycetes, Archaeosporales, Ambisporaceae. The record is from the annotation of a GenBank genome assembly.